AUGAUUGGUGACACCAAACUCGCAGUCCUCAUUGAUGCGGACAACGCGCGGCCUUCUCUUAUUAGUCACCUUCUCUCCGAAAUUGCGAAAUAUGGUACAGCUCAUGCUAAACGGGCUUAUGGAGACUGGAGCAGCCCAGCUCUGAAGGGUUGGAAGGACAAGCUCCUUGAACAAUCAAUUCAACCAAUCCAGCAAUUCGCGUAUACCCACGGCAAGAAUGCGACUGACUCAGCUAUGAUCAUUGAUGCGAUGGAUCUUUUAUAUUCUGGCCGAUAUGAUGGGUUCUGUCUUGUCUCAAGCGAUAGUGACUUUAUCCGGCUAGCUGCUCGUAUUCGUGAGUCCGGACCCAUCGUGUACGGACUCGGCGAGCAGAGGACGCCUAAGCCUUUCGUUGCUGCUUGCGAUAAAUUUAUCUACACUGAAAACCUCGUACAUCUUGAUGAGCUUCUACCUCAUGCUAAUAGUGUGAUCGCACCUGAGAAUUCAUCAGCAACUAAACAAGCUCCCGAAGAGAAACACUUCGCAGACCAGUUGCGAACAACUGUAGAAGCAUCCUGCGAUGACGAUGGAUGGGCUAAGCUUUCUGAUGUCGGUCAACUCCUCACAAACAAAUAUCCUGACUUUGACUCUCGCACAUAUGGAUACCACAAGCUUAGUGAUUUAAUCGCCGCUUCAUCUAUUUUCGAAACCAGCCGCCGGUGCCCUCGAAGUGGUUUACCUACUGUGGUUUACGUACGCGAUAAGCGCCGACAGCCUAAGAGUUCUACUAAAUAG
Messenger RNA from Penicillium griseofulvum, 774 nucleotides. RefSeq lists its product as uncharacterized. Gene Ontology annotation, molecular function: RNA nuclease activity. Lineage: Eukaryota; Fungi; Ascomycota; Eurotiomycetes; Eurotiales; Aspergillaceae. The record is from RefSeq and is a predicted model, not a curated record. The coding region runs from base 1 to 774 and encodes 257 amino acids. The transcript has a single exon.